AUGUCACAAAUAGACUCCAACUUUGGAGGUCCUGGAGGGCCAAAUAGUGACAACAAUAAGGUCUUUGACCAAAACAACGAGAUAGACUACAUCGACGACGCAGGGAAUAACAUUUUGGGCGAUGUUUAUGGACAUGGUCUCGAAAUGGGUGCACAAUCUGCGUUCAAUUUCAAUGAAACUGACGACUUUCUCAAAUCCAUUUCAGGAGUCUUGGGAAAACAAUCAGAUGUGGCAAACACCCACUUCAACAAUGCCAACUACAACAGCUCAACUCUAUCACCAUCAUCGAUCUAUGGAGAAGAGGUGGGAUUUCCAGAAUACUUGGCAGCCUAUUCUGAACAGCCACAGAGUACAUUCCAGGAUAAUCAACUCGAACAACCUACUUAUGGCACCAAAAUAAGAUCAAAUUCGUCAUCAAUUGCCACAUACAAUGGCGAGAUUAUAUCCCCAUUGUCCAACCCCACUGUCGAAACAUCUGACUACACUUCCCCGGAGUCUGUUCAAAACCAAACAGUUGAGAAACCACCAGCAAAACAAACAAGGAAAGGGUCUACUUCCAAAGUGACAAAACCAAAGAAUCCAAAGAACCUCAAGGACAAAAAUUCCCACAACAUGAUUGAGAAAAAGUACAGGACCAACAUCAACUCAAAGAUUUUGAUUUUGAGAGAUGCUGUCCCUGCCUUGAGAAUUGCCGCUGGUGCUGAUGAUGUCUCGGUGGCCGACUUGGAGGGAAUCACCCCAGCAUCAAAGUUGAACAAGGCCAGUAUCUUGACCAAAGCUACCGAAUACAUUAGACAUUUGGAGCAAAAGAAUGCUGUAUUGAAGGAUCAAAAUGAUUAUUUGCAAGAGGUUAUUCGGGAUGCUAACUUGAGUCCACAAAUACGGAUGCCUUUAGGUCAACGUCAGUUGCUGAGCUCACCUGUCAAUGACAGUCAGCAGAUAUACGGAGAUAUGAGUCCAAAUAAUCUGCAAAGUCAUGGUGGACCAUCUUACCUACAAGGCCAACAGGCGUUUCAACCACAAGCGCAACAAAUAUCUUCACAGCUUCCAUCACCACCAACCUUUCAGCUGCAGCAACAACAACAUCAACAACAUCAUCAACAACAACAACAUCAAAAUUCAAACGGGCCUAAUAGGUACUUGUUAGGAGGAAUGGCAACUGUUAUGGCCACGUCCUUAUUUGGAGGCUCUGGUGAGAAUGAUUUCAGAAGUUUAAGUGCGUUGCCAUUUGCUUCUUACUUGUUUCCGCACGCUUUUUUGAGCCCUUCACCGGCUAUGAUCCAAUUAUGGACAUUGACGAAAUUGUUGUUGGUUUUAGGAAGUUUGUUUUCUGUAUUUUAUCCAUUGGCUCAAAGUGUUGCCAGGUCGAAGCACAAGCAGUUGAAGCUGACAUCCGAGUCUAGCACAUUGAUUGAUUGUCUUUUUGUUGCAUUGUACAUGAAGGUGCCUAAGAAGUUAUCUGAGCAACGUCGUGAUGGAAUCAUAGCAAACUUGAGAGGAGGCAACAACUGGAAGCAAUUAAUCUGGGAUUAUGUUGAGUUGUCUUCAUGCGAAACCAAUUUUGAGAAUACAUUUUUGAUGUUGUUGAUUGGAACGUUGUUGAAAGGCAAGUUUGAAAAAUUUUCACUGGUUUUCGAUCAUUUCUUGAGUAUGAAAGGUGGAUUGAUUGUAAAUCUUGAUUAUCGUGGAAGCAACAAAUCCUUGAUCAGGUUGAGCCAGUUGAUUGGAAAAGUUGAUGGGCUUUCCAUGUUUACUAGUGAAACUUUGAUGAAGAGAUUGAAUAAUGUUGCAACUGGUCAAAUUGUCAAUACUGGCGCUGAAGAUGGACAAGAUGCCAAGUACGUCGAAGCUUAUCAACAUACAAUUGGUGAUUAUUAUGGUUUGGUUACUCAGUGGAGAAUCAUUGACAUUGUCCAUGGCUUGAAUUUGUCCUACUUGGAGAAUAUCGACGAGGAUACUACUCAAGUUCUCACUGAUUUGAAAAUCGUAGGAUCAAUUAUUGAUAAGGAGUCGCCAAUUUGGCCCCAGUUCCAAUUAUUUAUGACCAUUGUUGACCCAAAUCAAACUUUGACACUAGUUCACGAGUUGAAAAAUAGAGUAGAAUCCAAAGUGAGCAAAUUCAGAUCAGACUGCAAAGAGUUGGAGAAUGAUUCAGAGGAUGAGGAUGAGUACUCCUCAUCAGAUCUUGACUUUGAAUCCGUUGUCAAGAGCUUAAAUCUUGUUUCACAAGAAGAGUUGGUAGUUUUAUUGUCUUCGUUGGUUACAUACUAUCACAAUCUAGACGACGACGACAAGGAGGCUGAAGUCAUGAGACAUUUAAGGAUCCCCAAUAAGAAAUUCAGUUUAUUGACAUUCACUGCAUUGGUCAAUAUGCUUACCGUAAUAAUACCGGGCCCAGUGGAUGAUUUUGAGGGUACGUCAGAUGUGUUGAUUCUGGUCCGCAACUGGCUAAAAGACGGCCACUUGCAAAGGAAUAUGUUGGACUCACAGUAUGUUGAUCUUGGUGAUAAGUUGGCUGACUUGUUACUCAAGAAAGGAAAGAUAAUAAAUGGAAUAGUUAUCGAGGAAGCUGAAGAAGAGUAA
Molecule: messenger RNA, 2583 nt
Organism: Lodderomyces theae
Lineage: Eukaryota; Fungi; Ascomycota; Pichiomycetes; Serinales; Debaryomycetaceae
Gene: CPH2
Product: Cph2p
Exons: 1
Coding region: 1-2583 (860 amino acids)
Molecular function (GO): protein dimerization activity
Source: RefSeq, a predicted model, not a curated record